AUGUAUGAAUGUGAGGCGUUGUCACUAGAGCAACCUAUACAAUGCGUUGUCACCAUAGCAACCAAUGCAAGGCGUUGUCACCAUUGCAACCCGUCCAUCAACCCCGCACAAACUUAUCCAUACAUUGUCUACCGCACAGAGAGUUGUCCUGUCGACACAACCGCAAGCGGUAGCACCGACGCAGUGUGUCCCGUAGGUGCACCUGAAGACACCACACUCGGGUGCAAAAGCCCUGACCCAAACUCUGAAGAAUUGGACCCCACGAAUAACAUGUACAAACCCGAGAGUAUGCAGAGCAUGCAUCCAAAGCAGACAGAGAAGCUAGAGACUGAGCGCGUAACCAGCACGAUACCACGCGUGGACGGGCACAAGUGGGUGUAUCCGUCGCCACAGAUGUUCUAUAAUGCCAUGGCCAAGAAGGGAUGGGACCCAAAAGAACAGGACAUGUCGACAGUCGUCGCUAUCCACAACAACGUCAACGAACAGACUUGGCACAAGGUUAUGAUGUGGGAGUCACUACACCCACCCCCACGCAAUGGACCUCCGCCUCCCGCGCCUACACUCAAGUCAUUCGAGGGCAAGCCCACCACUCUGACACCCAAAGCACGUUUCAACACAUGGAUGGGUAAACAAGCACCGUUUGACCGACAUGACUGGGUCAUAGAACGGGGCCCUGCGGAUGGGCCUAAAGUGGAGGUGCGCUAUGUCAUCGACUUCUACGCCCACGACCCUGGGAACGGCAUGCCCCCCACUACGCUUAUUGAUGCUCGUCCGGCAAUUGAUUCUUUUGGCAGUCUGGUGGAUAGGUUCCGCAUGCGAGCGCUGGUGUUGCGGCGGAAGUGGGGCUUUGACUCUCCGCAGAACGAUAGCAAUUCGCCAGGGCCGGUCAUGAACAGUUGAUACGACCUGUGGUUACCCAGAAUAGUUAAAUGAUGUGGCUGCAGUAUGAAAAAGCUAGAAGAUACCAAGCAAAAGGCCAGAGAUGGUGUCUGUAGUUGGAUGUUAAUAAACAAGAUCAGUGGGAU
Molecule: messenger RNA, 1025 nt
Organism: Sphaeroforma arctica JP610
Lineage: Eukaryota; Ichthyosporea; Ichthyophonida
Exons: 6
Coding region: 1-900 (299 amino acids)
Biological process (GO): cytochrome c-heme linkage
Cellular component (GO): mitochondrion
Molecular function (GO): holocytochrome-c synthase activity
Source: RefSeq, a predicted model, not a curated record